ACUUGAGAUGCAAUAAAGGAUUUGCCAUGCUGGAUGGAACAACAUGCACAGACAUCAAUGAAUGUGAACUCUUCCCAAACAUCUGUUCGGGUGGUGGACUAUGUGUUAAUUCUGCAGGGUCCUACAAGUGCAAUUGUCCCCCAGGUCUAACACUUGACUCGAGUGGAACAAAAUGCGUAGAUUUGAGGGAAGAAACUUGUUUUGCUUCAUAUUCAAAAGGACGAUGUCUAAAGCCUUUUGAAGGAUUAUAUAAAAAGAUGAUGUGUUGUUGUUCUUUGGGUCAAGCUUGGGGUCAUAGUUGUGAACCCUGCCCUAGACAUGGAACAGAACCAUUUAGAGAACUAUGCUUAAAGGGAAUAGGCUAUUCCUUUGAUGAAGUAAGAGAAGAAAUUGGUUUUAUCAUAGACAUCAAUGAAUGUGUUGAAUAUCCAAAUAUUUGUCAAAAUGGAAGAUGUCAAAACACAAUUGGCAGUUUCUCUUGCCAUUGUAACCCAGGAUUUGCCUUGGACUCUGAUGGGGUGAACUGUACAGAUAUUGACGAAUGUUCUAUUGCCUUUGAUGUUUGUGGAAAUGGAACAUGUAGGAAUACAGCUGGUUCAUUUACAUGUGACUGUCAUGAAGGGUAUGAAAAUGCCAUGAUGAUGCAGAUGUGUAUGGAUAUUGAUGAGUGCAGUAGAAGCAGAGGACUCUGCCGAGGAGGAAGAUGCAUUAAUACCCAAGGCUCUUUCUCUUGUGAUUGUCCACCAGGCCAUGAACUGGGUCCAAAUGGAAGAUAUUGUAAAGAUAUUGAUGAGUGCAGUAGGAGUAGUGGCAUUUGUUCAAAUGGAGUUUGUGAAAACAUGAUGGGAACCUACCAAUGUAUUUGUAAUGAAGGAUAUGAACAAACUUUACAACUGACCAGCUGUGAAGAUACUGAUGAGUGUGCUUUCAAUAAUGGAAAUUGUCAGUCUAAAUGUGUUAAUACUCAAGGUAGCUACUCAUGUGCCUGUGAUCCUGGUUAUAGAAUACUUGAAGACCAAAAAUCAUGUGGAGAUAUAGAUGAGUGUCGUGAAAGGCCACGUGUCUGUAGCGGAGGAAAGUGCACUAACUUACCAGGUUCUUAUCUGUGUAUAUGCACUGAGGGACUUAUGGAUGGACCUGAUGGGAAAAGUUGUAUUGAUGUUGAUGAAUGUGCUUUGAACCGUAACGUGUGUUUGAAUGGAGUGUGUGAAAACACCGUUGGAUCUUUCGUCUGUCACUGUGAUCCUGGCUUUUCAGUUAAAGAUAAAGAUGAGGGUUGCACAGAUGAUGAUGAGUGCUCUCAAGUGAGUACAUCAUGUGACAUUAAUGCUGAGUGUGUUAACACGCAGGGAUCAUACCAUUGCCAAUGUCUUACUGGUUAUCGUGGUGAUGGAUCUGAUUGUCAAGAUGAAAAUGAAUGCCUAAGAAAUAAUGGGGGCUGUGAUCCUGAUGCUAGCUGUGUAAAUACAGAAGGGUCCUUUAACUGUGUGUGUGAUGAAGGUUUCAAAGGUGAUGGUCGAAGAUGCCAAGAUAUUGAUGAGUGCACUCGCAACCCUUCCCUCUGUGAGAAUGGUCAAUGUCUCAAUUAUCCUAGUGGUUACCGUUGUGAAUGUGAAAUGGGUUUUGCUCCUGAGAAUAAUGAAAAGGCUUGUGUUGACAUUGAUGAAUGCAGCAUGUUUCACAACAUCUGUGUGUUUGGUCGUUGUGAGAAUGUAUUUGGAAUGUUCCGCUGUCAGUGUGAAACAGGUUACCAGCUCGACUCUUCUGGAGGAAAUUGCACAGAUAUAGAUGAAUGUGAAAACACUCAGAAGUGUAGAUAUGGUACUUGCAUCAACACACCAGGGUCUUUUCUAUGUCAGUGCCCACCUGACUAUGAAUUGGCCCCUAAUGGAGAAGGAUGUAUUGAUAAGCGUGAAAGCCAGUGUUAUAUGGAAGUGUCUGACACCUACUAUGGAAGAGGUGUGUGUCGUACAAGUCUUGGAGAACCAAUGACUAAAGCUACAUGUUGCUGUAGUGUAGGAGUAGCAUGGGGUCCAACUUGUGACCUUUGUCCUCCACAUAACUCUUCUGAAUACCAAGCUUUGUGUCCAGAAGGCCCUGGAUUUAGACCUAAUCAACUUACAGUAGUUUUAGAAGAUAUCAAUGAGUGUGAAGAACUGAGAGGGAUAUGUGAAGAAGGACGAUGCUCAAACACCUUUGGAAGCUUCAUGUGUAUUUGUCCUGAGGGCUUUAAGCUAGAUGGCUCUAAACGAAACUGUAUAGAUGUGGACGAAUGUGAAGUAUACCCAGAUGUUUGUGGAGCUGGAACAUGUUUAAACAAUGUUGGAAGUUAUACCUGUGUUUGCCCUCCAGGCUUUGUUCUUAUUCCUAGUGGAAGACCUACUUGUAUUGAUAUGAGAAAAUCUAUGUGCUAUAGACAUUAUCGUGCAAUUGAUAUAAAUGGUCAAUUCAUUUGUGAGCAUCCGAUGAUGGCUAAUCAAACCAAGAUGACUUGUUGCUGUUCAGUGGGUCGAGCUUGGGGUCAACCAUGUGAGCCUUGUCCUACAGAAGGGUCAGAGGAUCAUAAGAAAUUAUGCAGCACAUCUCCUGGAACAUAUAUAAACCCCAUGACUGGCACAAAAGAUGAUGUUGAUGAGUGUCAGGGAAUGGUAUGUCAGAAUGGAAACUGUGUUAACACAGUAGGAAGUUUUGAGUGUAUUUGUAAUCAAGGAUAUCGCUAUGACUCUCUUAUGCUCAAGUGUGAAGAUAUUGAUGAAUGUUUGGAGAGGAUAAACAUUUGUCGUGGAAGCUCAAGAUGUGUGAAUACUCCUGGCAGUUUUACAUGUGAAUGCCCUGAGGGAUAUAAACUUUCUGCAAAUAGAAGGGAUUGUGUUGACAUUGAUGAAUGCUUGGAAAUAGAAGGAUUUUGUACAAAUGGAGUCUGCUCCAACCUUCAAGGAAGCUAUCGAUGUACUUGUAACAUUGGUUACAAACCUUCCCCUAAUAGCGACCAGUGUGUGGAUAUUGAUGAGUGUGCCAGAAGUCCUGGGAUAUGCUCCAAUGGUACUUGUCAAAACACACCUGGGUCUUACCAAUGUGCCUGUAAUACUGGUUUUCAAAUUACAUCACAAGGAGAUUGUUAUGAUGUUGAUGAAUGUAGAACACAGUAUGGGAUCUGUUUGAAUGGGCGAUGUAGGAACACCAUUGGAAGCUUUGAAUGCCAGUGUCAAGAAGGUUACCAAUUAAGUUCAGACAGGCGCAGCUGUAUUGAUGUAAAUGAAUGUGUGGAGUAUGAGAAUUUGUGCUCAGAAGGGACAUGCCAAAACUCAGAAGGCUCCUUUGUAUGUGUUUGCCCAGAAGGAUACACAUUAACACCCAACAGGCGAAAUUGCCAAGAUGUUGAUGAAUGUCGAACCAAUCCCCAGUUGUGUUUUGGAGGAACCUGCAUAAACUCUAAAGGAAGUUUCUCCUGCAAAUGCCCACCAGGGUUUGUUUUGUCUGCUGAGAAGAAUAAGUGUUAUGAUACCAGAAAGAACUUCUGUUAUACAUCUUUGGAGAAUGGAGUUUGUAAGAUACCAAGAAGAAUGAAUGUUACUCUCAGUGAAUGUUGUUGUCUGGAAGGUUCUGUAGCUUGGGGUUCUGAUCCCUGUGAAGUUUGUCCUUCUCCAAAUGAAGAGAGUUUCCGACUUCUUUGUCCAGAAGGUUUUGGAUACAUAAUAUUUCACGAUGGAGUUGUGGAAGACAUCAAUGAAUGUAUGAUGGAUACUACUCGAUGUGAGAAUGGCAUAUGUAUCAACACAGAUGGUUCAUAUCGCUGUGAAUGUCAAGAAGGCUUCAAAUUAGAUGACACAAACAAUAGAUGUGUUGACGUGGAUGAAUGUGCUGAGCCAGACAUUUGUGGUAAUGGGACCUGUAAAAACUUGAUUGGUGGUUUUGAAUGCUCAUGUCGAGAAGGAUUUGCUCCAGGACCAAGACAGACUUGUGAAGAUAUCAAUGAGUGUUUAGAAGCUGGUGCUAUGUGUGCCUUCCGCUGCCAGAAUACUCCAGGUUCGUUCAAAUGUGUGUGUCCAUAUGGUUAUGCACUUGCUCCAGAUGGUAGACAUUGUCAAGAUCUGGAUGAAUGUGAUACUCCUGCAAAUACUUGUCGCUAUCAGUGUAAAAACCUUGUUGGAUCAUUCAUGUGUAUUUGUCCUGAUGGCUAUGAGCAAGUUGGUGUUGGAGAUAACUGUCGUGAUAUUGAUGAGUGUGCAAUCACAAGGGACCUGUGCAAAAAUGGACGAUGUGUAAACACCCGAGGUAGUUUCCGAUGUGAAUGUUUUGAUGGAUUUGAAACCAGUGCAGAUGAACAAUACUGCAUAGAUGUUAGAGUGGGAUUCUGCUUCGUGCAUGCUCCAGGAGGACUGUGCUCUGGUAAUACAGAAAACAUGCGACAAAUUACAAAGGCAGAUUGCUGCUGUGGAAUGGGAGCAGCUUGGGGUCCACAAUGUGAUGUUUGUCCACAUCGUGGAACUAGAGAAUACAGUGACCUUUGUCCACUUGGUUCAGGCUACACCAAAGAAGGUCGUGAUGUUGAUGAAUGUGCUACAAUGCCAGACUUGUGUCAAAACGGUCGUUGUGUAAACACACUGGGGUCCUAUCGUUGCAUUUGUAACAAGGGCUACAAGACUGAUCAUUCAAAGACCCACUGCAUAGAUGAAAAUGAAUGUCAGGCACGUCCUUCUCCCUGUCAAUUCACAUGCCAAAACACUGACGGAAGUUAUUUAUGUUUGUGUGCCCAGGGAUAUGUACUUAAUGCAGAUGGAAGAACCUGCAGAGACUUGGAUGAAUGUGCAACUGGCCAGCACAACUGUGAUCAGGUUUGUGUGAACACUCCAGGAAGUUACCACUGUACAUGCAAGGAAGGCUAUGAGAAGCAGGGGUCUCGAUGUAAAGAUAUUAAUGAGUGUACAGAUCAGCCUCAUUUGUGUUCUCCUGUUGGAACCUGUUUAAACACAAUGGGCAGCUUUAAGUGCAACUGCCCUCGUGGCUAUAUCACUGACUCUUCUGGUACCUCAUGUGUAGAUGCAAAUGAAUGUCUGGAUGAUAGUAAAUGUCAGUAUGGCUGUCAGAACAUGGCUGGAGGGUACAGGUGUGCUUGUCCUGAGGGCUACCUACAACAUUACUACUGGAACCAAUGUGUUGAGAUUGGAACUUUUGAUGGGACAGUAAAUGCUGGUUGUCAGAGCAGCCAGUGUGUAUUUGGAUGUAGCCCAGGGGGAGCUUCUUGUGGAUGUCCUGAAGGUUACCAACUUGUGGGACAAUACCACUGCUUACAAACCUCCCAGGCUUUUGGCAGCAGCAAUGGAGACAUCAAUUCAUAUAUCCCAGCAGGUGGUUAUGGUAAUAGUGGAGGUGACAGCUAUUUACAACCAGGCAGUUAUGGAAGCAGUGGAAGUUCUGGAUCCUAUCUUCCAUCAAGUGGCUAUGUUGAUAACACUCUUGGAAACAUUCCAUUCCAACCAAUUCCUGAUCUUGAUUCCUAUACUGUUCCCAGUGAGAAGGUUAUAUCUACAGAAGGUUGUUAUUCUUGUAAAAUUAAUGGUGGUCGUCAAAAGCGUGAAGCCUCAGUUCAAAAUCAACGUAGUAUUACAGUUAGGAGACUGGAGAAGAAAGUUUCUAAUAGAUUGAAUCACCCAGAUGUUCAUAACCUUCGACACAAGAAGCAGAAGAAAGCAACAAAAGUUGAUUCGGGUAUAGCAAACUCAUUAGGAAGGGAUCAGUCCAUUUUAAUUAAACUGCCUUUGGCAAAUACUCAUCCUAAUCUGCUAAUUCUUAAGAUCCAACCAGCUUUUCGUUUCCUGCUGAACAAUGAAGAGUAUGAAAUACUAGAGGGUAAUAAAGAAGGGUUCUUUCAGUUAAACACCAGGUAAGCUAAGAAGACUAUGAGCUAAUCUGUACUGAUAGA
Molecule: messenger RNA, 5923 nt
Organism: Limulus polyphemus (Atlantic horseshoe crab)
Lineage: Eukaryota; Metazoa; Arthropoda; Merostomata; Xiphosura; Limulidae
Product: fibrillin-2-like
Exons: 46
Molecular function (GO): calcium ion binding
Source: RefSeq, a predicted model, not a curated record